Messenger RNA from Neocloeon triangulifer, 1065 nucleotides. RefSeq lists its product as uncharacterized. The transcript has 3 exons. The coding region runs from base 59 to 643 and encodes 194 amino acids. Lineage: Eukaryota; Metazoa; Arthropoda; Insecta; Ephemeroptera; Baetidae. The record is from RefSeq and is a predicted model, not a curated record.
CCAACCCCUUCAAAGCGCACCUCGACACGCUCUUUCCAUAACAAGCAAAGGUCGUGUCAUGCACCGACAGCUGAUGUUUCUGGCGGCCACGCUGGUGGCCGUUGGAGCGGCCGUGCCGUCAGUUUUUUCCUCGAGCUUUGCGCCGAACAGCACCGCCUGCCAGAGGCUGUGCAAGGAUGGCCUGGGUGGGCUGCCGUGCGGCUGCGACCCUGAUAAGACGUCCAAGCAAAUGUCCAAGGACAUCUACCACUGGCGCACCAGCCACCCUGAGGACAAGAUCAUCAAAGGGCCACGCUGGCAAAUUUGUCCUCUUCUGUGCCACCUCAAGUUGGGCCAUCCGCUGUGCGGAUGUGGAGCGAAAAAUAAGCCAAAUGUAGAAUUGGAACAUGAAAACGUGUGCAACUUGUGCGACCUGGUAAUCGAUGAGCCUGACGUCUUCAAAAGAUUAGGUUGCGAUAAAAGGAAAUGCGGCGCGUCCUCGAUGAAUCGGAACUAUGAUUUGACCCUCGGCAUCAAUGAGAUCUCGAACGGUUUGUUGGAGGAAUUUGUCGACUGGAACCUUUGGUGCACAAUCCAGUGCGAAGAGGGAGACGGCGGCAUCGCCUGCAACUGCGACAUGCUGCCCUUACAAUUAGCGGAUUAAUUUGAAUGAUCCAAUGAAAAUAUUGAUAAUAUUGAUAAUUAUUUGCAUAUUAUAUGCUUAUUUUAACUAACAUAGUAUUUAAUAUUUUAAUUUGUAUGGUAGGGGGCGGAAAGGGCUACUUUAUUUAAUAAAUAAUAAAUAAUAUAUAUAUGCAUUGUAACUACCUUGAAAUAUUAUAAUCGUGCGCUUUCAUUCAAUGUUUCACAAUCUUUAAUAUUUUUCAUCACUAUUAAAAUAAUUAAAUAUCCAGUAUGUGUUGAAAUAAUUAUAAAAUUAUGCAUUUCAUUGGCCAAAAUUUCCUCAAGCAUAAACCUUUUUACAAAAUAAUAAAACAUUCCCUUUAUUUGAUGCGAUUUGGAUAAAAGAAAAUUGGUAAAAAUUAUUCAAUGAAUGGUUCAAGCUUCAAAAAUUCAGAAAAGUAU